AUGGCCGACGAAGUUUACGAGGGUGCCAUUGGUAUCGAUCUUGGAACCACAUACUCUUGUGUUGCUGUAUACGAGGGAACCAAUGUUGAGAUCAUUGCCAACGAGCAAGGUAGCUUCACCACCCCAUCUUUCGUUUCCUUCACCGACAAGGAGCGUUUGAUCGGUGAGUCUGCUAAGAACAAUGCCGCAAUGAACCCAAAGAACACCAUCUUUGAUAUCAAGCGUUUGAUCGGAAGAAGAUUCGAUGACCCCCACACCACAAAGGAUAUUCAAUCAUGGCCUUUCACCGUUGUUGACAAGGAUGGAUCCCCAUUCGUUCAAGUUGAGUAUCUCGGGGAGGAGAAGACCUUCUCCCCACAAGAGAUCUCAUCAAUGGUUUUGACCAAGGCGAGUUUUUUCACAUCCCACUCCUCGGUAGCGAGUUUACUAACAAUACUUGAAUUACAGAUGAAGGAAAUUGCCGAAGUUAAGUUGGGCAAGAAGGUCGAGAAGGCCGUUAUCACUGUUCCAGCUUACUUCAACGACAACCAACGUCAAGCUACCAAGGACGCUGGUGCCAUCGCUGGUCUCAACGUUCUACGUAUCAUCAACGAGCCUACUGCUGCCGCCAUCGCUUACGGUCUCGGUGCUGGAAAGUCCAACAAGGAGCGUAACGUUCUCAUUUACGAUCUCGGUGGUGGAACUUUCGAUGUUUCCCUCCUCAACAUCCAAGGUGGUGUCUUCACUGUCAAGGCUACUGCCGGUGACACCCAUUUGGGAGGUCAAGAUUUCGAUACCAACCUCCUUGAUCACUUCAAGAAGGAGUUCACCAGAAAGACCAAGAAGGACUUGUCCAACGACCCCCGUGCUCUCCGUCGUCUCAGAACUGCUUGCGAACGUGCUAAGAGAACCCUCUCCAACGGUGCUUCCACCAACGUUGAGAUUGAUUCCUUGUUCGAUGGUGAGGACUUCAAUGCUCAAAUCACCCGUGCCAGAUUCGAGGACCUUAACGCCAAGGCUUUCUCCGGUACUUUGGACCCUGUUGCACAGGUUCUUAAGGAUGCGGCUAUUGAUAAGAGUAAGGUUGACGAGAUCGUUCUUGUCGGUGGUUCUACCCGUAUUCCCAAGAUCCAAAAGCUCUUGAGUGAGUUCUUUGACAACAAGAAGUUGGAGAAGAGCAUCAACCCUGAUGAGGCUGUUGCCUACGGUGCUGCUGUUCAAGCUGGUAUCCUUUCCGGAAAGGCUACCUCUGCUGAGACUGCUGACCUCCUCCUUUUGGAUGUCGUCCCACUUUCUCUAGGUGUUGCCAUGGAGGGUAACAUCUUUGCCCCUGUCGUUACCAGAGGUCAAACUGUCCCAGUAUACUAUCAAGAAGAGAACCUUCACCACUUUCAAUUCCCAGUUUUCCAAGGAGAGCGUGUCAACUGCGAAGACAACACUUCCCUCGGAGAGUUCACCCUUGCUCCUAUCCCACCAAUGAAGGCAGGUGAUGCAGUUCUCGAGGUCGUCUUCGAGGUCGAUGUCAACGGUAUCUUGAAGGUCACCGCCACUGAGAAGACCUCUGGACGUAGUGCCAACAUCACAAUUGCAAACUCCGUUGGUAAGCUCUCAUCUUCUGAGAUCGAGAAGAUGGUUGCAGAUGCUGCUGAGUUCAAGAGCAGUGAUGAUGCUUUCAGCAAGAGAUUCGAGUCCAAGCAACAACUCGAGUCAUACAUUUCAAGAGUUGAGGAGAUCAUCUCCGACCCAACUAUGUCCAUCAAGUUCAAGCGUGGUAACAAGGAGAAGAUUGAGUCUGCUUUGAGUGAUGCUAUGGCUCAACUCGAGAUUGAAGACUCUACUUCUGAUGACUUGAAGAAGAAGGAGCUCGCUUUGAAGAGGGCUGUCACCAAGGCCAUGUCCACUCGUUAA
Molecule: messenger RNA, 1887 nt
Organism: Botrytis porri
Lineage: Eukaryota; Fungi; Ascomycota; Leotiomycetes; Helotiales; Sclerotiniaceae
Exons: 7
Coding region: 1-1887 (628 amino acids)
Biological process (GO): cellular response to unfolded protein; vesicle-mediated transport; protein refolding
Cellular component (GO): nucleus; plasma membrane; cytoplasm
Molecular function (GO): ATP binding; misfolded protein binding; ATP hydrolysis activity
Source: RefSeq, a predicted model, not a curated record